AUGAACCGGUGCCGGCGUUCGGGUGCAGCUAUGCUUCUCUGGCGCAGAUCGGUCGCCCUCCGCGAACAAAACACCGUUUGCUGGGCUGGCGUAGAGCACCACCUGCCCGCGGCGCCCCUGUCCAUCGCUAUUUCCGCCAUAGCGCACGUCCCCUGCUCCGGCGCUCGUGCCGCGACCGUUACGCACGCGCCCCGGCCCCCGCGGCCGCGCACCUGGUCGACGACGCAGCCGAUAUACACCCCGCCCGCCCUCUACACCCCACGACCUAUGGUGACAUUA
Brenthis ino (lesser marbled fritillary) is the source of this 279-nucleotide messenger RNA. The record is from the annotation of a GenBank genome assembly. NCBI's taxonomy places the organism in Eukaryota, Metazoa, Arthropoda, Insecta, Lepidoptera, Nymphalidae.